UCCACAAUGAUGUUAUGGCUACAUGUAUAUAACUUCAUUCAUAUUUUUGUUGUUGAAGAAAUCGAAUAUAAAUACAUGCACAUUCUAACUCGCUUUAUUGAGUAUACACCAGUGUGAAGUUUCGCAGCUCAUACCCUCACGUAUUUCAAAAACUGACAUUUAUCAUCCAUGUGUACAUUGCACUUUCAUUUCUAUUGGAAUGCAGUCUUUAAAAUAGACAAAUCAUAGUCAUCAAGCAAUUCUGUAUCCUUACGCGCAUUAUUUACACCUGCGGCGCGUUCAUGAGGAAAUGUCUAUCAUUGAUAUGGAUGGACCGGCGGGUAACAGAGUUGUGUCCCUCUAUAAAACACAUUACAUACUAGUACCAAAUUGCUAGAGUUCGAAGAGGAUGCUAAAACACAAUACAUGGACACAUAUUCAUUUCAUAUUUCUCUUUAAAUUGACUAAAUCUUUGGAAAUUGAUAAAUGAAUGAAUAAAGAAUUAAUGAUUAGAACAAACUGAAUCCUGAUUUUAGUUUACUGUGUAAUGUCAAGGGCUGUAACUUCUUCAGUGAUGACCUCAAUCCAGUUUUACGUCCACACUGUACAGAGACAUUUCAUCAUCAGGACAGGAAGCACUUUUUUUUUACUUUAGUUUCAUUGCGUUAUCAUUUUGUUAUAUUUCUUCUUCCUUCGUCUCUUUCUUCUUCUUCUUUCUGUUCACCAAUUGUUUGAUCUUUUUGACUCUGCUUAUCGGGAUCGAUGUUCUACACCUUUUUAUUUUUUUUUUAACAUUUUAUUUUGCUUAUCAGAAUGUUUUAGACCUCUUGACAACUUGAUGUAUUUACUUAUCAGAAUGGUUUUGGUGUACCAUCACCUCUCCGAAUUGUUGCUCCUGGCCUGCAGCGUGUAAUGAUUCCGCCACGGAUCCAAUCGAUUGUGGACUAUCUGUUUCUAUUGAUUCGUCCGAUGUUUUACUGCCUCCACGAUGUAGUACUCCAUAAAAUGAAGAAUAUGCUUUUCCCUUGGUGUAGUUCCUAAAGCGUUGUGAAAAAUUUCUGCAAGAUGAUAAAGAAGCGAUGGAAGCGCGUGGUCCUCACAUUAGGCUUGAUCAUCGCCACAGCGCACCUGUAUUUAUCACUUUUUGCAGUUCAGGAGAGGACCUUUAUACGGGAGGGGCGGCGUCUGGACUCCUACGUCAUACGCGGGAUCUCUACUCUUCAACCUCCCAAGGUCACUGGCCAUGCAGUAGUCGCCAUAAAUAUGGACGGCGGUAUUUUUUAUAGACUAAACGAAACACUAUCAACGAGAAAUCCAAACCUUCCAGCCUCGGCAGACAUGAUUUCUAAUGUAACACAUAGUACAAGGCACACACCCCACACUCUAAAAAUAGCCUCUGUGGAUAAUGACAAGGUCAUUCAGAUAUUGAUAAUAGCCUACAUACGAAGCGGAUCGUCCCUGACGGGGGAUAUUCUACAACAGGAUCCGGAUUCUUUCUAUGUCUAUGAACCCUUACAUUUCACGGAGAAGAUGGGGAAAAAAAUCAAGAAAGUUCAACUGCUGAAUGGCAAAUUUGUAAAUAUUGACAAGCCACAAUUCUACAACCGCUCAUUCACAAUCAUGAAUUCGUACUUCGACUGUGAUUUGUCUGCCCUUGACUUUAGAACUUUAGUUCAUGGAUUCCAGACAUUUGGAAAUAAGACCAAUCGAUUCAUUCAGUGCUAUGUGAAUAAAACAGGGCAGAAGAUCAACAAAAGACUAUCAGCUCAACUCUGUGGAGUAGAACUGAAGGAAAUGUGCCAAAAGUCCAAGUUCCGGGCCAUUAAAACAAUUAGGAUCCCUAUGCUUUAUGCUGAGGUUUAUCUGAAGAGAUACCCGAAUCUAAAAGUCAUUCAUCUGGUUCGGGAUCCGAGGGCUCAAGUUAACUCAAUAGAUUCUUUGGCAAAUACAACGAAAUAUAAUAGAGGAUUUGCUAAGCAGAAAUGCGGUGCAAUGGAGAGUGACUUCUAUUACUCGGAGCUAUACCGUACCCGGUAUCCGGGCCGUGUUAUGCGCCUGUACUAUGAGGACCUGGCGUCUAGUCCCAUACAAACCUCUAAAUCACUGUAUGACUUCACCGGCAUGAACUUUAACCCGGUGGUCCGUGACUAUAUCAGAAGUAUCACUAGUACUGGUGUGGACAGCUGUGCCAUUUGUAGCAAGCGUGCAAACUCCUCAGAACACGUACAAAAAUGGCGCCAUAAAAUGGGAUUCUCUGAUGUUCAGCUUAUUGACAAAGAGUGUCAGAGCGUGUAUGAUCACUACGGAUUUCUUCCUGCGCGGACGGAAGAGGAACUGAGAGACCUUAAUAUUCCCUUAAGACGGACAUAUGUCAAAAACUCACCAAUAAAGUAAUUUUGUACAGAG
Molecule: messenger RNA, 2385 nt
Organism: Ostrea edulis (European flat oyster)
Lineage: Eukaryota; Metazoa; Mollusca; Bivalvia; Ostreida; Ostreidae
Product: carbohydrate sulfotransferase 1-like
Exons: 6
Coding region: 1045-2373 (442 amino acids)
Biological process (GO): sulfur compound metabolic process; N-acetylglucosamine metabolic process
Molecular function (GO): N-acetylglucosamine 6-O-sulfotransferase activity
Source: RefSeq, a predicted model, not a curated record